Mycosarcoma maydis (corn smut) is the source of this 1524-nucleotide messenger RNA. RefSeq lists its product as uncharacterized. Gene Ontology annotation, molecular function: transmembrane transporter activity. The record is from RefSeq and is a predicted model, not a curated record. Lineage: Eukaryota; Fungi; Basidiomycota; Ustilaginomycetes; Ustilaginales. Gene Ontology annotation, cellular component: membrane. The transcript has a single exon. Gene Ontology annotation, biological process: transmembrane transport. Bases 1 to 1524 code for a protein of 507 amino acids.
AUGAGCGAGUUCACGCAUGCUUCGACGCCACCGUCCGGCAAGGCAGGGUCCGUGAGGGAAGCGCAUGAAGUGACAAACACCGAUUUGAUUGUUGUCGAGACAACCUCUCACGGUGAGGUUCGAUACACCCGUACGGAAGAACGCCGUUUAGUGCGCAAGAUCGACGUCGUCGUCGUCCCCAUUCUCCUUGUACUCUUUCUCCUAGGUUUUCUCGAUCGAAGCAAUAUUGGCAACGCAAAGCUCGACGGCCUGGUCGAAGACAUCAACCUGCGAGACUACUCGACUGCCCUUACACUCUUCUUUGUCGGCUACGUCGUCGGCGAGGUACCCGCCAACAUUGUUCUCAAAAAGACAUCACCACCAUUAUGGCUGCCGACGCUGACGCUCGUCUGGGGUAUCAUCACUGUGGUGCAAGGUCUCGUCCACAAUCAAGCAGGCCUGUUUGCCGUUCGCUUCUUUCUCGGUCUAAGUGAAAGUGGCGUAUUCCCAGGCUCGGUCUUUGUUUUCAGCAUGUUUUACCCCCGACAGGAACGACACUAUCGCGUCGCGCUGCUCUUUUCCGGUGCUGCCUUUUCGGGCGCCUUUGGAGGUAUUCUGGCCUACGGUAUCGGAUACAUGCGUGGAGUUGGUGGCAAGGCCGGGUGGUCCUGGAUUCUGAUUAUUGAGGGUUUGCUUACUAUUGUCGUAGCGCUAGCUGCCUACAAGAUUGUACCACAUUACCCCUUGAGGUCUCGCUCGUUUUCGGAUCGCGAAAAGGCCAUAAUCGCCGCAAGAAUGCAAGCGGAUCGCGACUCUUUGGAUGAGGAGUCAUUCUCGUGGGACGGCGUCAAACAAGCCUUCACAGAUCCUUAUGUAUAUCUCUACGGACUUCUCUUCCACGGCUACGCCUUCGCACUAUACACCAUCUCGCUCUUUAUGCCGACCAUCAUCAAUGAUCUUGGCUUUUCCGCAGCCAACGCCCAGCUGCUCACAGUGCCACCGUACUUCCUCGCCUUCGUUUUCACCAUGGGCAUCGCCCACAUUUCGUUUGUGGUCAACCGUAGGCUCGUCUUUAUCAUCGGCUGCGCAGUCCUUUCCAUCGUAGGCUAUGUUGUUCAAAUCACUUCGCCAACCGUAGCAGGACGAUACGUGGCUAUCUUCAUCACCACGCCUGGCGUAUACGCUGGGAACGCACUGUUACUAUCGCUGCCCUCCGAAAACGUCUCUAGUCAGACGAAACGAGCCACAGCUCUUGCGAUGCAGAUCGCGUUUGGUAACAUGGGUAGCAUUGUCGGUGUACAGCUGUACCGCCGUCCGCUGGGUGGACUCAGGAAUCCCCACUACCACAUCAGCCACGGCUUGAGCAUCGUCUGGCUCGGUUUUGGUAUCGGAGCCGCUUCCGCCCUUUGGUUCCUUCUUAGCCGUGAGAACCAACGUAGAGAUGCGCUGCAAGUCAGUCGGGAGAACGAUAAGAGCCAAGAAGAGACUGACGAGGAGCGCAAACGGCUCGGUGAUCGCCGUCUCGAUUGGAGAUACCAUGUUUGA